Messenger RNA from Salvia hispanica, 1739 nucleotides. RefSeq names its product 5-OH-xanthotoxin synthase-like. Lineage: Eukaryota; Viridiplantae; Streptophyta; Magnoliopsida; Lamiales; Lamiaceae. The record is from RefSeq and is a predicted model, not a curated record. Gene Ontology annotation, molecular function: iron ion binding; oxidoreductase activity, acting on paired donors, with incorporation or reduction of molecular oxygen; heme binding.
AAUGUGUAUCCUAUUUAUAAGUAAAACAUGUUGUAUCCCAAAUAAAAAGAAGAGACUUGUUGUUCUAAAGUAUCAUUUCAUUGUAUAAUCAUAUAUACAACAAAAUGAUAUCACUUAUUUUACUCUUAUGGUCUCUUCCCAUAAUCUUGAUUCUCUACUUCCAAUUACAAAAACCUAAAUAUGCCAACAAACUCAGACCACCGGGCCCACCAGGGCUGCCGAUCGUCGGAAAUAUGCUCCAAAUCGACGGUCGGUAUCCGCACACGUACUUCCAGAGCCUCUCCAAGCAAUACGGCCCGGUCAUGUUCCUCAAGCUCGGAAUCAAGCCCCUUGUUGUGAUUUCCUCAGUAGAAGCAGUGAAAGAGAUCUUGAAAUCAUACGAUGCCAUUUUCUCGGGCCGACCUUCUCUUGUCACCAUGGAUAAGCUGUCGUAUAACAACAUAGACAUCGGGUUUUCCGACUACAAUGACACGUGGAGGGAGAUGAGGAAGGUCUCCACCCUCCAUCUCUUUAGCACAAAGCAAGUUCAAUCAUCUCACUCCAUUUUCAGCGAUGAAGUGAGAAAGAUGAUGGAGAAGAUUGCUAGAGAUGCCUCUUCUUCCACCGUCACCAAUUUCAGUGAGAUGACGACGAUGCUUUUAAAUAAUAUCAUGGUCAGACUUGUGUUUGGGGUACAUGGAGGUGAUCGUUUAAACCAUCUUGCUCUCGGAGUUCAGAGCUUAUAUGCAGGCUUUUUUGUGGGGGAUUACUUGCCUUGGUUUCGAUGGGUUGAUAGCCUCUCUGGAAUGGCUGCAAGGCUUGAUAAGACUUUUCACAUGAUGGAUUCUUUUUGUCAAGAAUUGAUUGAAGAGCAUCUGAAGCCGAAUAGGCCUAAAUCUAUGGAAGGUGACUUCAUCGAUAUUUUGUUAAGGAUUAAAGAAAAUGGAACCUCUUCUCUUACCGUAAACCACAUCAAAGCAGCACUAAUGGAUAUGGUUACCGGAGGGAACGACUCAGUAGCAAGUGUUAUAUUGUGGACAAUGACAUUGUUGAUGAAGAAGCCUUUGGUGAUGAAGAAGUUGCAAGAGGAGAUAAGGCAGUUGAUUGGAAAGAAAGAUAUGAUCGAUAAACAAGACAUAGAGAAACUUCCAUAUUUGAGGGCAGUUAUAAAAGAGAGUAUGAGAUUGUAUCCACCAGCUCCACUUUCAAUUCCAAGAAAGACUACUGAAAAGUGUAGUGUAAAUGGUUAUGAAAUAGAAGCUGGAACUAUGGUGUAUAUGAAUCUUUGGGCUAUUGGAAGAGAUCCCGCCGCGUGGGAAAACGCGGAUGAAUUCUUGCCGGAGAGGUUCGUGGGGGAUCAGACUACUCAGGAUAUAGCGUUUGGAUUCGGGCGGAGAGGGUGCCCGGGAAAUGGAAUGGCGAUGGCCCAGAUGGAACUUGCUUUAGCAAAUCUUUUAUACAAAUUUAAUUGGGAAUUGCCUGUUGGAAUGAAGGAAGAUGAUAUUGAUUUCGAGAGUACGACUGGUGCAGCAAUGCAUAAGAAGAAUGAUCUUUGUCUUGUCGCCAAGAUUGCCAUAUAAAGUUUCGUGUUUUAGACCCUGAUCAAUAAAGGAUUCUAAGAAAAUGAAUCCAUCUAGACAAUAUUUUGAAAUUUUAUACAUCAUCUAUGUAAAUAAAGGAUUCAAGUAAAAUGAAUCCACCAAGACAAUAGUUUGAAAUAUUAUACUUACAUAAUGAUAUGAAUGAGAUCUAUUUAUCCA